This is a messenger RNA of Trematomus bernacchii (emerald rockcod), 9945 nucleotides long. RefSeq lists its product as uncharacterized. The transcript has 16 exons. The coding region runs from base 402 to 8645 and encodes 2747 amino acids. Gene Ontology annotation, biological process: protein phosphorylation. Gene Ontology annotation, molecular function: protein kinase activity; ATP binding. The record is from RefSeq and is a predicted model, not a curated record. Lineage: Eukaryota; Metazoa; Chordata; Actinopteri; Perciformes; Nototheniidae.
GUGUGUGUCUGACGUAGGCUGGCGGAGGAGAAAAACACAGACACCCCUCCACCACUGAAGCAAAGGGGGGAGAAAGACAUGUUAUAUAUACGCGUGUGUUUGUAACGGGUGGUUGUUUUCAGCAGAGAUGCGCGGAGUAACGUGGACCGAGGAUGCACAAUAGAGCACCGUGUUUAAUUGCGGAUUAAAGCAGGGGGGAGGAGGCGAGAGAAGAAGAAAAGGAGGGGGGAGAGCACAACAAGGAAGGCAAGGAGACGCUUCUUUAUUAUUAGGAGAAAAGAGGGGGGGAGACACACAGACAGCGUGAGCCCGGAGACGGUACAGACCGUGGCGGGGGAGAGGAGGACACCGACAGCCGGCAGCGUCGCUCGGAUGGUGUUGUUGCUCCGGACGCGGCGACGAUGCGGCCACACUGCUGGGUGAUGGUGGCGCUGGCGGGGACCAUGUCGUACCUUAGCCCGGAGAGAGCCCUCGGAGCCCCGCAGAGGGAAGUUUCUCAGACCAGGGCUGCCUCCCUCUCUCCUCCUCCCUACGUCGUCAUCCUCAUCUCUUGCUCGGGGCUCGUCUCUUUUGUCCUGCUGCUCCUGACCUGCCUGUGCUGUAAGAAAGGAGGAGUGGGGUUCAAUGUAAGUCUUCAACAUGAGUUUGACAAUGCAGACGGAGAGGAGAUCUCUGGAGGCUCCAGUCCCAUCCAGGAGGACAGCCUGUCGUCAUGUCCCUCCCUCCCUGAGGUCUACACCUUGCCGGUCAGAGACAAGCCCACCUGCCCCGCCCUGCAGGAUGGAGCAGACUCCAAGUCGCAGUGCUUCAAAAGACACGCUUUAAACUAUCUUCAGGAGAUAGGAAAUGGCUGGUUCGGAAAGGUGAUCCUGGCCGAGGUGCUGUGUGACUGCAGCUCCUCUCAGGCCGUGGUGAAGGAGCUGCGUGUCAGUGCCAGCCCUCUGGAGCAGAGGAAGUUCUUGGCAGAGUCCGAGCCGUACAGGAGCCUAAAACAUCCGAACGUCCUUCAGUGUUUGGGGAAGUGCAGUGAGAGCAUCCCCUUCCUCCUGGUUAUGGAGUUCUGUCAGCUGGGCGACCUGAAGAGGUACCUGAGGGCCCAGCGCAAGUCAGAUGGGAUGACUCCUGACCUGCCGACUCGGGACCUCUUGACUCUUCAGAGAAUGGCUUUUGAGAUCACCUCCGGUCUGCUGCAUCUCCAUGAAAACAAUUACAUCCACAGCGACCUGGCUUUAAGAAACUGCCUGCUGAACUCUGACCUCACUGUCAGGAUAGGUGACUACGGCCUUUCACACAACCAUUACAAGGAGGACUAUUACCUAACUCCUGACAAGUUAUGGAUCCCGCUGCGCUGGAUUUCUCCUGAGCUGCUGGAGGAGUACAGAGGAUCUCUCAUCGUUACUGACCAAACCAAGGCCAGCAAUAUGUGGUCCUUGGGGGUGGUUAUAUGGGAGCUGUUUGAGUUUGGCUCUCAGCCCCACAGACACCUGAGUGACGAAGAGGUGCUGACCUUCGUCAUUAGGGAGAGACAGAUCACCCUGGCUCAGCCCAGACUCAAACUCUCCCAUGCCGACUACUGGUAUGAGAUCAUGCAGUCCUGCUGGCUACCUCCAUCCCAACGCCCUUCUAUAGCAGAGAUCUUCCUCCUCCUCUCCUCCCUCCUGGCAGCAGAGCGAGGAAUAGCAAGGGAUAGUGUUGGGGAAGAAGAUGAAGAGGAUGAGGAGUAUGAGGAGGGCGGUAGAAGGCGAGGGGAGAGCGAUGAGUCGUUUGAAAGACGCUGGGACUUACUCCGACCGCCGGCUUUCCAGAUUGCAGCAAACGAGCGGCAACGGGAGAGAGAGUACGGCAGGGAGGACAGAGACAACUCCUACCCCCUGCUGGACCCUGUGGGGAACUGUAUCAACGCGUCCUCGACUGAACUGGACGACAUCCUGACAGUCACCGAAACCAGCAAAGGCUUGAACUUUGAGUAUUUCUGGGAGAAGGCUCAUGCCAGACAAGGCUACAAACCUCUCCCUCCUCCCCAGCCAAUCCCAAGUGUGAACAAUAACCACAGGCAAUCUCUGGACACUCCCACCGUCGUCCCGGUGAUAAGCGCCCGCAGCCCCUCCCUCGCCAGCGAGUACUACAUCAGAUUAGAGGAGCACACUCCCCAGGACAAGUCACCACCUCUUAAAGGGAAGUCUUUCCGCUCUGACUCGAUCUGCCUCGGAGACAUGGAGUUGAUGGAGAUCCGCAGUGGAAUGCUGGGAAAAGAGCGAGUCCCUUAUUUCUCGUCUGACAAGUGUGGGAAGGGUAUCCAGACGGUGAGAUCGAGCGAGGUUCAUCUCCAUGUGCCCAACACAGGGCUGGCUGAGUUCAGAGACACUUCGAGCAGAGUGACUGACUUCUCAGUAGUCGAUUUAGGAGACGAUGAUGAGGAGGAGGACAGGAGAAGGAGUAGUGAUCCGGAUAAAAUAGCCCCGGUCCUUCCUCCCAAGCCUCGCUCUAUGUCCAUGUCGUCAGCCAACCAUCUCUACUCGCGCCCCCUCCCCGCUCCUCCACUCGGUUACAGAGGACUGCCUCACUACACCAUCGGGGGGAAAAUCGAAACAGACCCCCAUCACAUCACUACCUUUAAUCACCUGGGCCUCCAUAGGGCCCGACAGACACUACCCCCAUCCCCGUCGCUAUCCCCCUCCCUUCCCCCAUCCAGCCAUCCGAUCUACCCCCAACCUCCUCAAAUGUGUCCCCCACCCCUCCCUCCCCACUCCAAACCACAAAGAGGUUGUCCCAGCUACAACACAGCGGAGACUUAUUCCAGAUACAGUAGGCCGCAGAUGCAGAGUUCGAACAGAGACCCGCUAUCCUGUGACUUGUCUGACAGAGAGGGUGGCAGCAGGCAUUUAGCAUCCUUGCACAACUCCAAGGACAGUUCCCAUUCUCGUGCAAAAGACUUUGACUCCCCCAUUCGCAGAGAAAACCCGUUUCGCCCAAUUUACCGUAAUUUACCCCGCCCUCAUCCUGACAGACAGUCUUCAUCAAGUCCUACCUACUCAGACGAGGAUGACUCUCCUUUUACGUCCCCAGAGAGAAGCGGUGGGAACUCUGUCCCUCACUCCAGCCUCUCUGAAGAUGCAGACCCUUCCGCUGGAGACUUCUUCUCCAGGGGAAUGAAAAGGACUCAGUCCCGACUUGACACCAUCCUGCCGGCCAUCUGGAGGGAAGAUGCUGAACUCCUUUCUGAACGUGUGGCCGCUGCCAAGAAAUCCCCCAUGCAUCUGUUUCUGACGGAGAUCUCGAGUGUGACAGAGUCCACUGAGUCCAAGUCUGAGCCUCCAUGCGAGGGAAAGAAGGAGGAGAAAAGAGAUGGAGAGACGUGGGGGAACUUUGUUUUGCCCAACAGAGGGAUGCGGCGCUCCCAGUCGCUGAUCACAGAGCUGGGGUCAGCAGGACAGUCAUGGGGGUCAGAGAAACGCAACCACAGCUCGGGAAAUGAGGAGGACCUAACAGUCACUAGCGAAUCAGUUCAGAGGGAUCUCUUCCUCACAGAGAUUGACACAGGCAUGGACACGGAUCCAGAGGGAGGAUCUCAACCCGAUGCAGUCAAAUACCUCUAUCCUUCAGGAUCCAGGUUGCGGCCCUAUGUCUGUGCGCCUGGCCUGCCCACGUACACCGAGGCUGAGGAAGCGUACUCUAAAGGAAUACGGAGAUCCCGCUCCCUCCUCUCUGAGAUCACUAUCGGGAAGCAGGAGUCUGACCUGCAGCAGGAGCCUGCCAAGACAGAGAUGACCAGGGAGGAGUUCCUGAAGGAGAUCCAAUCAGCAGAGACCUUCCUGACGGAAAUCAUAUCCAGACAAAACGCUGCCACAAACAAAAAGGAGACCGAUUCAUCUUACUCCCCUACUCCACUCUCUCCUGAAUACGAGUCCAUUUGCAUUGACCCAGGCUCCGCUCAGACCAUCAGGUUUCAGUCGGAGAGCUCCAUACGAGCAUCCAACAAAGGAAAAGAGGAAACACCAACUGAGGCCAUCUAUGCUCAAGUGACCAAGAGGGCUAAAAAGAGUGAGAUAAAGGUUUCUAUGAAACCGGAGAUCCCAGUCCUUCAUAUAGGAUCAAAUAAACAACCUCUUACAUCGGACAGCGAAGGAAGCGAUGCUGAUCACUGCCAAUCUGGUGAGUUUGUGUUUUCAGAAAUCAUGCCCAAAAAUGGCCUCCUGCACAACCAAACACAUGCAAGUCAGAAUGAGGAGGAGACUUUAGAUGGCCCCGCUUUACCUGCCAGAGGAGAGCAAACAGCAGAAUCCAACACUGUGACACAGCAGGAGAAUGAACCGCUAGAAACAGAUACUCAAAGAGAAGAUGUUAUAGGGAAUGGAGGGUUAAUGAGAGCAGACAGGGCAAGCAGCCCUGAGAGAGACGAUCAGACGACAUGUGAUGUUGACAAAGAAAAGUACCACACUGAUAACAUUUCUGCAGUGGAUUCUGAAAAUAUCACUGCAGCAGAUCUGGAGAAUUUUGGUUCUCAGAUUCAUGAUGAGGCAAAGAGAGAAAACAAUGACACUGGGCAGGAAAAACCUUGUCACAUUUCCCAAGAGGAAGCCGCUCCUGCUAUCACUCCAACUACUCCAGAUUGGGACCCCUCCUCUGACGUCUCACUCUUGACCCCCACAGACUCGGUCCUGUCUCCUAUGACUUCAAACUCAGCCGACUGUCUCACACCCAGUGACUCAUGGACGAGCAGCGGAGGAGGAGUGGGAAGUGGCGGGUGGCGAGCUCUGGGAAAUGAAACACCCCAUCGAGACUCUGCAUAUUUCUCAGACAGCGACUGGGAGGGGGACGGGAUGACCAGGAGGAGCAGUGACGGACUCAUGGCCUCCAGGCCGAGCAGCAGUCGAGCAGCAGACAGGGGAACACUGACUGGGAUCGAGGAGAAAACUGAGGAGGAGGGGGAGAAUGGAGAAAAGAGCCCCUUAAGAAAUAGUAAAAAGUCGUCGGAUAAGAAAAGUGAAAGUGGAACAACUAUUGAGAUGUGUGAGGAAAGUAUAACUUUAUAUCAACAUGCUACAGAGAAUUCCGUCCCUAAUUUAGAUGAUGACGAAGAUUCUCUGAACAAAGGGCUUGAGUCAACACAGAGAGAUGACUCUGGCAUUUUCCAAAACGAGAGCAAAGAGUCAUCACUGCUGUGUGAUGAUCAGCAGGCCAAGGACUGUGUUGACUUAAUUGAUAAGUUAUUCACAAAAUUAGAUGAUGAGCCACUGAAAGGGCUUCCUCACAGCAGUGGGUAUCCGAUAGACAACGACUACACAGAUGGCGUCAUCGCUCAGAUAACAGAUUGCAAAUACCAGGAUGCUGCAGAGAACAAAUUUAAUCUGCAAUCCAAGAGCCUCGCUGAGAAAAAUGUUUUGAUCGAGGCUAUAUCUGGCAGUCUGUCAAAGGAUUGUCAAAGUAUAACAGAGACUGAUAUUGAUAUUUCUGCAAUGAACUCUCUCAAAUGUGGAAAUGACGCUGUGCAAUCUGCAACACCAUCUCAAGAUGACAACAGAGAGUCAAGGUUAUCCACCAUGUACGGCAUUCAAAGCAGUGACCCCACACUCGGAGAUCCAGUGGCGUCAGUAGUCGAGCCAAGCGAUGACGGGAAGUCUGUCUUUGAUAAAGAGAGUGGUCUGAUUAGUCCUUCUUGGGCCGAGGAGGGUGAUGAAGAGUCAGAAGGAGGUGAAGAGAGGCCGGGGCUGGACCACAACGAGCUGGGCCUGAGAAACCUGCAAUGCUCAGAAGGCAGCGAGGUAAAGAAGGUCACGACGGAGACGAAGACGGAGACGGAGGCGGAGGCGGAGACGGAGACGGAGACGGAGACGGAGACGGAGACGGAGACGGAGACGGAGACGGAGACGGAGAAACAGCUGGCUGCCGCAGAGCUGAGUAACGCCAUGAAGGAAAAGUCCCCCUUGAGAGGGGCAGUGAGUCGGGUGGACUCUGCUAACAGUGUGGAUAAUAACUCCUGCGAGGGCCUGGAUGUGAAGACUAAAGAGUUAUGGAGCGCCCUGGAGGAGGAUGAAGAACUAACAGGAUCUGGUGUCGUUAGGGGGGAGUUUGACUGCCAUCGUUUUUUACAGUCAAGUGAUUUACGGUUGUGGCCUGAUGAAAAUGACCAGUGGGCCUCACCAGAGAGGAGGAGCCAAGAUGUUGAACUCAGGUCUGAAUUUUUCUCUGGGUUCAGUAAUAAAGCCUGGGAGGUGGCGGAAAGGCUCGUUGUGGGCCAGGAGUUUUGGGAGGCUGAAGAAAACGAUGAACUUGCAGGAAGUGAAACUCAUCCUGCCAUCUUGGCGGGCAGUGAAGAAACCAGGAACGAGGAAACACAAGGACUUGUGGGUAAUCUUGCCCUGAAGGAAAGGUGGGACUCUGCAGACAGUGAUGAUCAACAGUUGGAAGAAGUGGUAGAGAUACAACAGGUAGAGAUACAACAGGAGGAAAAUAUUGAGAAUGUAAUAUUAAUUGUCAGUCUCAACAAAGACCUGGAAAGAGAAACCUCAGAUAUUGAAGUAGAGAAUAAAGAAAUCCCAGAGCAGGAGUCCUCAGAGAAGGACGAGAGUACGAUUUUGUGUACAGACACCGAAGGUCUGCAGGACUCCACAGAGACGGAAGAAAAUCAAAAUUUUAACAGAUGUCCUCAGAAUCUCCAAAAACACGAAGAGACAUCAGCCAAGCAAAUUGAUGAAACCAUCUCGAACCCAGAGAACUGCUUCAGUCAAACUUUAGAAAGCUCAAGUAUAAUUAUUUGCAUCACCGAAGCUCCUCAUGAGAACCUUUCCCACCUGGAAAAUGUUGAAUCAGGCGCAGAAUCAGAGGAGGAAACAAGACCAUGGCAUGCUAAGGAACACGUAGAAGAGAGAGUAAGCAUUAUGAAUGAAGAAGAGGAUUACAGAGACUUGCCCCCUCCACCCAAUCCCAUCUAUUGUCCUGAUGACCUUGAUAUGCAGGAGGACAUAGAUCCACAGGUCGACAAUUUCAGCUCAGUAGAUUUCCCUAGUCCUCCACCAAGCAUAGACCUUGAUGUGCAAGAUGAUAAAUUGGAGAGUUUAGACGACUCUUUUCCUAGCCCACCGCCAUCUGUUAUCGAGGCAGAGGAGUUUAUUAGUCACAUUAAUCUAGAAGACUUUAUUGCUAGUACUGAGACAGAGUCGUAUAUUUCCCCAACUCACAGCGCAGACGUGUCAGAGCCACCUUUGCAAGAAUCACCACCUGCUACAACUCAGAGUAAAGGGAUCUCAGCCAACCUGAACCUCCCCACUGUGCAUAUAACCCUGGCCGAUGAGAGCGACCUCACACCCAACACAGAACUACAGGAUGAACCGAAUCAUCUGUUCCAGGAAACUUCAUCUGCCACGCCAUCUUCACCCCAGGUUCCCCUCAACAAUCUCCCAGAAUUACUGAUUUCAGAGUGGAAAGAUUUGGAUGAGGAGCCCCUGGAGGAUUUUGAAAAACUGGAACAACUGUGCUGCAUUUCUGGGGACGAAGAGGACUCUCUGGGCGACCUUUUUCUGGGGAACCUGGAGAUCCUGGAGUCUCUGAAGAAGACACCUGAGCAGAAGGGCAGCAGUGUUGGUGAAAGUGAUGAAGGUGAGAAGACAGGUGGCUCCUCUACUCCUGAGGGGGAUUUGAAUGAUGAGUCUGAUACUCUGGUAGAGUCAACACCACAGCUGAUCCUGGAUUCUCAAGAGAAGAAGAACGACGGCCAGAGAUCACAGAGUGAAACAUCUGAUGUCAAAGACCAUGGCUCUCUCUCUAAGAUGACAACAAAAAAUGGCCUCAUGAUGCAGGUGUGUGAGGAAAGGCUGCAGUUCUCCCUCAGUGAAAAUGUGAAAACAAACGUGCUCUGGGGGUCGACUGUCAAAGACACGGUGAUGAUCAGACCCUGGAGCGAACAAAUCGCAGAGAACAGCAGUGAGCUGGUCACUGUGACGGAGCAAAACGAGGAUGAAAGCCAAGAGGAGCAGGAAAGUUCCCCGAGCUUUCAGCCGCACACGGAGUCUGAAGAAACUAAUGCUGAGCCGCUCACUGUGAUUGAACAUCCUGAGGUCACAACCCCUCAGCCGACUGCGAACCAGGCAAUGAAAGCUAAACUUGCUCGUCUGUCCCUCGCCCUCCCUCCUCUCGCUCUGACUCUGCCCCUCACCCCCACUGGAAAAGGAGGGUUUGGGGACGGUGCGAUUGGAAAUCGAAUUGUGAGACGGAGAGGUCUGUCCUCAGGAAGCGACCCUGACGAUGAGGAGGAGGACGAGCAGGAGGACGAGAGCUCCCGGAGGGUGAUAGUCGUCACAGAAACAGAUGUGGACAAACGCGUCGGGCUCAGGAGUUUACUGAAAUCACCGAAGGAGCCGAUGGACAGAGAGAAGGACAGAGGAAGAAACGUGUCCUUUUUUGAUGAUGUCACAAUCUAUCUUUUUGAUCAGGAAACUCCAACCUAUGAGUUGGGCAGUUCAGCGCCCACAAGUCCAGCCCCUGUGACGGUCAAAAACAGCAAGUUGGAUUUGCGUGGAAACAUCAAGAGCAAAGAAUCAAAAAGGAAGGAGGAUCUAUCAAUCAAACCAAGGUCGUCUGUGGGGUCAAAACAAGUAUCAUCGUCGCGCUUCACUGUCAGCCCUGCCAACGACCCCCACCUCGCGUGAUGUUACGUGUCGUCGUGGGAACCUUUAGAGCUGAACCCUCUCGGACUGGCCAGCAAAUUAACCCCAACAACCAGCCAUUCACCCAGAGGCUAUUUUUUUAUUGAAGAGGCAACGAAAGAUUGAAGCUCCUGUUCUCAAAGCUGGACACAUUCCAGGUUUUACCAGCGACAGGAUUUUGUAUGACAGGGCUUGUUGUGCUCCUGCCUGCCACUAUUUACAGAGUUUUAUUCUUUAAGUCUUUGGAAAAGGCAGCAUAUGCUAGGAGAAGAGGAGCUUGGAGCUUUGUAAAAUCUGAAACAGAUUUGACAGCUAUGCAGUGGGAGUCUUGCUGUGUACCAGCUUACCUUCUGUCUUUCUUCUUCAUUCUGUGGUAUUAUUCCCCAGAUGUGCGGGGAACGCACUUUCUUUAGUCAUUCAUUCGUCUAGGUAAACGCUUGAAUUCCAGUCCUCUCUUUAUUAAAGACGUUUUUCAUUGCAGUCAGUCAGAUGUUCUUGUAGGCAGCAGUUUGGAGCAGAAAUCGCUUGACUCCUGUAUUUGACAACACUCAUUUGCAUUUGUACAAAUAUCAUAAUACAAGUGAAUACAACAUAAUUUUAGAGCUGUUUACUUUUAGAUGUAUUCUUAGACUGCACGUAAAAUGAAACAAGCUAUGCUUCUUUUAUACUUUAAGUUCCAAAAAGAUUUGUUGUUAAUUUAUAUUAAAUAUAUUAUAUUGUUUUAUUUAUUAUUUAUUUAAAGCCAGUUUUCAUGCAAUAUUUGAUUGAUUUGAUUAUUUAUUAAUUGUAUUUAUUUGGUUAUUUGAUUUACUGCAAUUAACAUAUUAACUUUGCUCUGAUUUGUUUGGGACAGAAUGCAUCUAGGUUAUAUCUUCUCUAAGAUCUUCAUAACAAAUAAAUCAAAAAUAUUUUCCCAAACGUCUUAAUUGCUAAAAAAAAUAAGUAUUUUGUAUAAUUUUACUUGUUAAUAUAUGCCAAUCUGUAAGAAAAUAUGUCCUGUAAUGUGUCAUUAUUUUUCGAAUGUCUAUGAAUUUUUAGCUGUCUUGUCAUUAUUUUACCUUGUUUAAAGACCGCUAUCGUAGCUUAGCAUGAAAAAUUGAAGCCUUUCAUCAGUAAAUAAUUCCAUUUGUUUGUGUAUCUGUUAAUUUACCCCAUUUUCUACUAAUAACAGUCCAUCAUGCAGUCGAGGUCCAACUAGUCCAUUUGUUUAGUCUGUUUAAAUGUUGGUUAAAAACCUGUAUUGUUUAAACAAUUGUUUUCGAGGGAUAAUGUAUAAACAAGGGGAAAUAAAAACUACAAAAUG